UGAGAUUUAUAAACCAACAAAAUCACUUCAAAAUUAUUUUCUGUAUCUCUCUUUCAUCCAACCCACCCCUUCAUUGCCGGAAUAUUCGUUGCCCCAUGGCUCCGAUAUCCUAAUCGGAAAAAGAAAAACCAAUUCAUUACCGUACCUCCUUCCAAUUUGGUAAGUAUUGAGAUUGACAUGAUAAAGAAACCAAAAUGUCAUUUAAAGGAAUCGUGCGCGAGUUGAGAGAAAUGCGAGACGGGAUAGGUAGUAUAUCGAGAAGAGGGAUUGAAGGUAGGCAUUGGCGGAACCGAACUAGAUCACAUAUUGCACCUGAUGUGGCUCCAUGUGUGGUUAUAAACCAAGGUCAGUGGGCAAAUUUGCCACCUGAACUGCUUUUGGAUAUAAUUCGUAGGGUUGAAGAGAGUGAGACGUCUUGGCCUGCGAGAACGGUUGUUGUUUGUUGUGCGUCGGUUUGUAAGUCGUGGAGGGAUGUUACUAAGGAGAUUGUUAAGACUCCUGAAGAAUGUGGAAGGUUAACUUUCCCGAUUUCGUUGAAACAGCCGGGUCCUCGAGAUGCUCCUAUUCAGUGUUACAUUAGAAGAGAUAGAGCGACUUCUACAUACCGGUUGUACUUUGGGCUGACCCCAUCCGAAGAUGAAAGUGAUAAGUUACUGUUAGUGGCGAAGAAAAUCAGAAAGGCAACAAGUACAGAGUUUGCUAUCUCUUUGGUUGCAGAUGAUUUCUCUCGAGCUAGCUCUACUUACGUUGGUAAAUUAAGGUCUAAUUUCCUGGGAACCAAGUUCACUAUAUAUGACAGCCAACCUCCAACUGAUGCAGCAACUCUACAUAAUCAUAACCAUUCAAGUCAAAGAUUUCAUAAAAGACAAGUAUCUCCUAGAUUACCCGCUUGCAGCUAUAGCGUAGCCACCAUCUCCUAUGAACUGAAUGUACUACGUACACGGGGUCCUAGACGAAUGAACUGUUUGAUGCAGUCUAUACCCAUCUCCUCAAUUCAAGAAGGUGGCACUGCUCCAACUCCAAAAUCUUUCCCGCAAUCAUUCGAAGAUACACAUCCGAUCUCAUCAUCUUCCUUGAAAAUUAAAGAUAUGAGUGUUACUCAUUCCACCUCGUCUUUAUCAGGCCCUAUUUGCGUCGACUCUUUGAUGCUUAAAAAUAAAGCUCCUAGAUGGCAUGAGCAAUUACAAUGCUGGUGUUUGAAUUUCAAAGGGCGUGUGACUGUAGCUUCUGUCAAGAAUUUCCAGCUUGUAGCUUCUGUUGAUCCUUCUCACAAUGUGUCGGCUGCGGAACAAGAUAAAGUGAUCCUGCAAUUCGGGAAGAUCGGCAAAGACAUUUUCACUAUGGAUUAUCGGUACCCUCUCUCCGCUUACCAAGCUUUUGCAAUCUGUCUCAGUAGCUUUGAUACAAAACCCGCAUGCGAAUAACAUUAAUUAUUAUGCGACUCAUAUUGGGGUGGGCUAGUUACACAUUAAGUGUUGAAAUGCCAGGGCCUCUGUAUGCGUGGAAGAUUGUCUUGGGUUGCUAUAUGUUAUAAGCUUGAUAAUUAUAGCAGCGGAACUAGUUUUUCAUGUAGCUUUUCUAAUGCAACAAAUAUGUGUUUUGUUAUGGUUAACAACUUUAUUAAUCCAAGUUGGGAAAGCUCCCUAUGCAUUCUGUUUCUCGCCA
This is a messenger RNA of Erigeron canadensis, 1665 nucleotides long. RefSeq names its product tubby-like F-box protein 5. Gene Ontology annotation, molecular function: protein binding. NCBI's taxonomy places the organism in Eukaryota, Viridiplantae, Streptophyta, Magnoliopsida, Asterales, Asteraceae. Bases 195 to 1424 code for a protein of 409 amino acids. The transcript is spliced from 5 exons. The record is from RefSeq and is a predicted model, not a curated record.